AUGAGGGAGUCACACUUUGGAGUGGAAACAAAAGGAACAGGGGACCUCUCUGGGGGUAUCCCCACCUGCCUGAUUCUGGCUGUCACUGGCAAGGACCUGACCAUUCCUAUAACCAUCUCCACUGGAGAGAUCAGACCUGAAAUGAAGGUGAAUCCAACAGAGUGUGGAAAGACAUUCAGUCGGAGCUCUGGUCUUGCUGUACAUAAGAGAAUCCACACUGGGGAGAAACCUUAUAAAUGCAAACAGUGUGGAAAAACAUUCAGUAGCAGCUCCAAUCUUGCUAGACAUCAGAGAAUCCACACUAGGGAGAAACCUUAUGAAUGCAAACAAUGUGGAAAGGCAUUCAAAAUGAGCUCCCAUCUUGCUGCACAUCAGAGAAUCCAUACUGGAGAGAAAGUUUAUGAAUGCAAGCAAUGUGGAAAUACAUUCACUCUGAUUUCUAAUCUUGCUCUACAUCAGAGAGUACAUACUGGGGAGAAACCCUAUGAAUGCAAACAGUGUGGAAAGACUUUCAGUCAGAGCUCCAAUCUUGUUGUACAUCAGAGAAUCCAUACUGGAGAGAAACCUUAUGAAUGCAAGCAAUGUGGAAAAACAUUCAGAACGAGUUCCAGUCUUGUUGUGCAUCAGAGAACUCACAGUGGGGAAAAACCUCAUAAAUGCAAGCAGUUUGGAAAGGCAUUCAGAAAUAACUACAGUUUUGCACUACAUCAGAGAAUCCACGCUGGGGAGAAACCUUAUGAAUGCAAACAGUGUGGAAAGAAAUUCAGUCAGAGCUCCAGCCUUGCUUAUCAUCAGAGAAUCCACACUGGGGAGAAACCUUAUGAAUGCAAACAGUGUGGAAAGACGUUCAGUCAGAGCUCUGGUCUUGCUUAUCAUCAGAGAAUCCACACUGGGGAGAAACCUUAUGAAUGCAAACAGUGUGGAAAAACAUUCAGUGGCAGCUCCAAUCUUGCUAGACAUCAGAGAAUCCACACUAGGGAGAAACCUUAUGAAUGCAAACAGUGUGGAAAGGCAUUCAAAAUGAGCUCCCAUCUUGCUGCACAUCAGAGAAUCCAUACUGGAGAGAAAGUUUAUGAAUGCAAGCAAUGUGGAAAUACAUUCACUCUGAUUUCCAGUCUUGCUCUACAUCAGAGAGUACAUACUGGGGAGAAACCCUAUGAAUGCAAACAGUGUGGAAAGACUUUUAGUCAGAGCUCCAAUCUUGUUGUACAUCAGAGAGUACAUACUGGGGAGAAACCCUAUGAAUGCAAACAGUGUGGAAAGACUUUCAGUCAGAGCUCCAAUCUUGUUGUACAUCAAAGAAUCCAUACUGGAGAGAAGCCUUAUGAAUGCAAGCAGUUUGGAAAGGCAUUCAGAAAUAACUCCAGUUUUGCACUACAUCAGAAAAUCCAUACUGGGGAAGAACCUUAA
Messenger RNA from Gracilinanus agilis (Agile Gracile Mouse Opossum), 1410 nucleotides. RefSeq names its product zinc finger protein 420-like. Gene Ontology annotation, molecular function: DNA-binding transcription repressor activity, RNA polymerase II-specific. The transcript has 3 exons. The coding region runs from base 1 to 1410 and encodes 469 amino acids. The record is from RefSeq and is a predicted model, not a curated record. NCBI's taxonomy places the organism in Eukaryota, Metazoa, Chordata, Mammalia, Didelphimorphia, Didelphidae. Gene Ontology annotation, biological process: negative regulation of transcription by RNA polymerase II.